GCCGCUGGAAGGAUUUAUUUACACUCUGACAUCCUUACAGCGAAUAUUUCCUACUCACUCUGGACCUUUAUUUAGUGUUUUGUGCAAGCCGAGGCCCAUUACAGAGCUCGCUAAUCUGCAGCUAGCUCCAAAGCUAACUGGCACUAAUCCAGCAAUGUUCACAACAAAACAGAGCCGCUGCUGACCUGUUGGAUGAAUUACGUCUGCUGUGUUGUGGUAUCGGGGUUUAGAAUUAAAUGCUUCCUCAUUUUUAUGGCGCUAGCUGGCUAGGUUGUUCCUGUUAACUUAGGUUUCCUGAGCUGUGCUGUGAAGGAGUGUAGCUUGUAGCCAUAUUAUUUCUGAGCUGCACAAUACUGCAGUGCCUUACACAGUACAUUAGCGGCUGCUGAUCCAUCCUUUUAAAAAGCUGUAAAACACAAGGCGGAGCGCAGUUCGCGCCCGGAGCGCAAGAGGAGAGACUCGUUCGGGAUGUUUGAUGGCUAUGAGAGCAGCGAGGAGUCGAGCAGCAGCUCCAGCUCAGAGGACAGUGAGGAUGAAGUGCGCAGCAUUCCUGCCAGCCUGCCCAUUAUCAAGAACAAUGGCCAGGUGUACACCUACCCAGAUGGAAAGGCCGGGAUGGCGACUUGUGAGAUGUGCGGGAUGGUUGGAGUACGAGAUGCUUUCUACUCAAAAACAAAGAGGUUCUGUAGUGUGUCCUGCUCCAGAAGCUAUUCCUCCAAUUCUAAAAAAGCCAGUAUACUGGCAAGACUUCAGGGUAAACCACCAACAAAAAAGGCAAAGGUCUUACAAAAACAGCCUCUAAUGGCAAAGUUGGCAGCUUAUGCACAGUAUCAAGCAAAUCAGCAGAGCCAAUCUAAAUCAAAAUCAGUGGUUCCUGUUGAGGGCUUUGACUGGGGUCAAUACAUUUGUAGCAAUAACCUGGUCGGAGCGCCAGUAAGCUGUUUUAAGCAUGUACCCAUGGGUACUUUUUGGGGUGACAUCACUGAGGGUGUGAGGGUAGAGGUCCUCAAUUCUGACACACACCUCUCUACCAAAGUUUACUGGAUAGCAGGGAUUGUUAAAUUGGCAGGUUUCAAAGCACUUCUACGAUAUGAGGGAUUUGAUAAUGACUCGAGCCAUGACUUCUGGUGUAAUCUCUGUAUACCGGAAGUCCAUCCUGUUGGAUGGUGUGCCUCAAAUGGAAAACCCCUGGUACCUCCCAAAUCAAUCCAACAUAAGUGCGCUAACUGGAAAGCGUUUCUUGUGAAGCGACUCACUGGAGCCAAAACUCUCCCGCCUGAUUUUGCUACUAAGUUGCAGGAGAGCACGCAGUACCCAUUUAAGAAGCUAAUGCGAGUAGAGGUGGUUGAUAAGACUCACCUCUGCCGGACACGUGUGGCCCUGGUGGAGCAGGUGAUCGGCGGCCGUUUGCGACUGGUCUAUGAGGAGAGUCAGGACGGCACGGAUGACUUCUGGUGUCACAUGUACAGCCCACUCAUCCAUUCUAUUGGCUGGUCAAGGAGUAUUGGACAUCGCUUCAAAAGAUCUGAUGUGUCAAAGAAAAUAGAAGGCCUGAUGGAUGCCCCCUCCCAGUUAUUUAUGAAGGUGAAGGAUGUGGACCAGAGUGGGGAGUGGUAUAAAGAUGGCAUGAAGUUGGAGGCAAUAGACCCUCUUAAUCUUUCAGCUAUAUGUGUUGCUACUGUAAGAAAGGUGUUGGCAGACGGUUACCUCAUGAUUGGGAUCGAUGGCUCAGAGGCAGCAGAUGGGUCAGAUUGGUUCUGCUAUCACUCCACCUCUCCCUCCAUCUUCCCUGUAGGAUUCUGUGAAAUCAACAGCAUUGAGCUCACACCCCCGAGAGGGUACAACAAACUGCCAUUCAAAUGGUUUGACUACCUCAGAGAAACAGGUUCAAUAGCAGCCCCUGUGAAACUCUUUAACCAUGAGGUCCCAAAUCAUGGCUUCCGUGAAGGGAUGAAGCUGGAGGCAGUAGACCUGAUGGAGCCACGCUUGGUGUGUGUUGCCACUGUGACCAGGAUCAUUCACAGACUCCUGCGCAUCCACUUUGAUGGCUGGGAAGAUGAAUAUGACCAGUGGGUAGACUGUGAGUCUGCAGACCUUUAUCCAGUGGGCUGGUGUCAACUCACUGGCUACCAGCUACAGCCGCCUGCUGCACAAACCACAAGAGAAACACCUCCUAAUGUGACAAAGCAGAAAAAGAAAGCUCAGCAGUACAAAGGACAAAAGAAAAAGAGGAAGAUUCCAGUUGGGAGGAGGCCGGUCGGGUUUGGUGGGUCUCUGAGGAGGAGCAGUUUCUCAGACGACGAAGAGCAGACUCGACCCCAUUACGUGCCACACCCAUCUGGGUCCAGGCGACCUCCCACCUCAGGUGUGGGGCGUGAUUGCUCUCUCAACUCAGAGGCUUCGCUGCAGCUAAAGGAGGAGACUCCAGAGGUGGACGAGUUCACUUUCUCGCAGGGCAUCUCAGACCAAGAGAGCAACGGCUCUGGCAGUUAUUACAUCAAACAAGAGCCAUGAGCCCCGGCCCUGAUGGAGCCUUACCUCACUGCCAACAGCACUGGAAGAGCCCAUUCAGAGCGAUGCACACAGGACCUGGGAGAACAGGGUCACUUUUUUCCUCUUCCACACCAGGUCUUUUUCUUUUCAGGUAAGAAAAGCUGAAGAAAAGACAGUUUAGUAACAGUUUUGCAAGAUCGGUGUAAUGGGGAUUUUCUUUGGAAUGAGGAUAUUCUUGAUUUCCUGACUUUGAUCAAUUUGCCAGAUGGACUUUUUCCUCAGUGUUCAUUGUACUUGAAGUUUAUUUUUUAUCAUUUUUGUUUUGUUUUUUUUUUUCUUGUAACAUUUUCAGUAACAUUUUCAAGACCAUGUGUCUCAUGCGCUGAUUUAUUUCAAAAGCCCUUUUAUUUGGAUGGGUGUGCAUUCUAUAAGAGCAGUAAAAAUCUAUAUUGAUCUAUAUUGAUAAAGUAUAACCAUAUAUCUAUGACAUAUUAACUAAAUAGUAGAAUAGUGGAGCGAGGGUUAAUAUUACAUGUUGGUCAUAAACUUUCCUGGUAAGAAGAGGUAUAGCCUAAUGGAAAACACUGUCACAUUUUGCACUACAGGGAUGUAAAAUUAAAUGUAUAUCAGCCUGUGAAAAUGUUGAAGUUACAGCUUUAUCGUAAUAAGUGGCAAACAUACAAGAUGUAUAGUUUCUGAAAACUACAAAAUUGAAAGAGGGAAUAUUUGCUCUAGUCAGCAUUACGAUAUGCAAGAUCAUUUGUUUGACAUGAAGUCAAUGCUGAUUAUGUAUUAAUCUGUUGGAGCCAUUUUUUAUAAUCUGGUUUAAGUAUUCAAUGAGCCACAGAAUAAAGCAUAAGCAAAUUACAUGAUUACCAACAAAACACUACCUUGCCAUUAUGUUUGAUAAAGUAGCACAGCAGAGGAACUUUGGAAUGAGACUUCUGAUCAUGCUGUUUUUGUAUAAUGUGAGAUUUGAGUGAAUCUCUGAUCAUUAUGAUGCCAGUUUACCAGCCUCUCUGCUUGUGUACCAAACCAAUGAGCGAUUAAGCCUAUCCUGAGAGCAAUCAUCAGUCUGAUGUAUUUUAACCAUAACAUUCAUUCCAGAAUAAAGGUUUUUACUACCUCUUAAAUCAGUUUUAAAUAUACAUAGCUUAAGGGUUCUUGUGUAAUCGAGUUGGUUUUGUUGGUUCUGUAACUAUACCUUACUACAAUAGAUAGUUUUCACGUACCAUUGGAAGGACUAUAAUUCACCAUAUGCAAAAUAAGAGUUAAUAAGUUCACAUGCACUUGGGCAAACCAUAUAUUACACUUUACAAGUUACCAAACAUUUAUAUUUGUAACAUAGCAUGUUAUUGACAGAGUCCUUAAAAUGAAAGAAAAGAUAUGCAAUAAUACAGUAAUUCUAUGUUUUACGAUGUCUUAUUCUUAAAACAAAAAAAAAAAGACAACACAAAUAUAUGCUUACAUUCUAUAGAUCUAAAUCAGAUAUUCUUACAAUAUAUUGCAAAACUGUGACAAUUUUAUAGAAGCUAGACUUGAGCUUUCCCUGUUAUGGCAUAUGUUGAGUGUAUACAACCUAACUGUUAUAUAGAAAACAACCAAUAUUGUUUGCAUAGUGAUUUAUCGUAAUAUAAUUAUAAUCUCUAUGUAGUACCAGUAAGGCUGUUGGUGAAUUCUCAGGAAAUCUUGCAUUUCAUUGGCUUUUUAUUUGGAGUCUUUUGCUUUGUUAUAUUAUUGAAUCAAGUUUUCUUCAUAUUGACGAUUGAUGUGAAUAUCUUUUCCUUUUUUUCUAUAUUUACUUUCACUUGCAGUACCUCAUGGAAUAAUGCAGAACUCAGAAGCUAAUCAGAUUUUUUUAGUUUGUACUUAUCAUAAAUCCCUAUUACUCAAGUCCUGAAAGACCAAAGCACUGCGUAGUUGGAUGGUUUUUCCCUGUUCUCUUACACGUGAUUUAGGUCAAGAAGGCCUUGAAUCAUGUGACUGUGGAAAUCUCCAAAUUGUGCAGUAACCUGGACUUUCUUGAACACUGAUAAAUAACCGGUAUGGACCCAUUUACACCUCACUGUUAUGUAGAGUUUAAAAGGAUUAUUCAAAAUUAUUUCAAAAUUCAGAACCUAUAUACAUAUAUAUUAUUUUUUUUUUGGACAAACUUUGGUAUUAUUUUCUGUUAAACACUUUAUAUAGCCACAUAUGACAUCUGUUGAAGCAAUAACAUUCUCUGCUACAAUGUUGUCAUAUUGAAUCAGCUUUGGUUUAAGUGACUGGUUUGCUUUUGAAAAUGUACAUUUGUGAAAAUAAGUUCCUUUACUUCCAUUAGACUGUUCACUUGUGGUCUUCUAAACCAGUCCGAGUUUUCUAUAUAGGCUAUUCCUCCAAAUCAUAGCAUCAGGAUUAAGGUCAACACUGGUUUUGAUGUCAGCUCACUUUGGUAUUACUUUUCUUACGACCAAAAUCACCUAAUUGUUUGCAUAUAUUAAGACGCGACUGUUUCGAGGCAUGAGAUUUUUGCUGCUACCCUCAAAUGAAUCUUAACACACCCUAACGCACAACUUCACCUUUAAAGCAAAAUCUUUGUCAGCAAAUUUGAUGCCUUAUCCUCUUUUUUCAAUAUUAGACACACAAUUAAGGGAUUUCAAACAAUAAAAAAAAAGAAAAAAACACAAAAAAAGUGUAGUAGGACGAUAAUCAUCAGUGCAUGCAGCAAUGUGAGAAUCCGAUGAAGGCCAGUGCUUCUCUGGCCUUGAAUACUAACACGGGUUUUUUGUGAUAUUUUCCCUGUCCUUAGUAAUUACAUCAUGGUGCUAUAUAUUUGAUAACGCAUUCAUUUGAUCUAUGAGAGGAAAUCAAGUCUGUAAUUUUAAGGUGGAGACUGACUAUAAAAGUGAAAUAUAUUAAAAUUAAAAUUUGUAUUUUGGAUACAAGUAGCUGAAUGAUUUGUAAUAAUAAAAACUGAACUAACGUUAACCCUCAUGGUACAUAGAGGUGAGGGUUUUUGGGUUUGUAACUUUUUGAUAGUCUGUACAUGUUCUUUCCUCUGUUUCCUAUAUGAUCAUUUGUGCCGUGAUAAUAGGGUUUGAUAGCUUAUAGUGUAUAUACUUCAAAUGUGUGUUGGGGGGGCUCUCAUUGGUUGAGAAUGUUCAUUUGUUUACAUGCAUUGCAAACUGUUUCCGCAUGGCUGUGAAAAUGUAUCUGUUGAUUUUGGGGAAUAAAGAAAUUUUACACUGAAUUAAAGGAUGAUUUAAUCUCUUCCA
Messenger RNA from Pygocentrus nattereri (red-bellied piranha), 5747 nucleotides. It is a transcript of the gene mbtd1, whose product is annotated as mbt domain containing 1. NCBI's taxonomy places the organism in Eukaryota, Metazoa, Chordata, Actinopteri, Characiformes, Serrasalmidae. Gene Ontology annotation, cellular component: nucleus. Gene Ontology annotation, biological process: regulation of DNA-templated transcription. The record is from RefSeq and is a predicted model, not a curated record. Gene Ontology annotation, molecular function: zinc ion binding. The transcript is spliced from 17 exons. The coding region runs from base 469 to 2514 and encodes 681 amino acids.